Molecule: messenger RNA, 1052 nt
Organism: Solanum dulcamara
Lineage: Eukaryota; Viridiplantae; Streptophyta; Magnoliopsida; Solanales; Solanaceae
Product: PRA1 family protein F3-like
Exons: 1
Coding region: 145-675 (176 amino acids)
Biological process (GO): vesicle-mediated transport
Cellular component (GO): Golgi apparatus; endoplasmic reticulum
Source: RefSeq, a predicted model, not a curated record
GUCUAUGCUUAAACAGAAAAUUGAAUUUUUAUAGAAGGACUAAAGUGCAAUUAGGGGCGAUGAAACCAUUGGAUCCUCUUCUUGUAGGGUUUCAACUUUCUUCUUUGUGAAGCAAUUAUUCAUUCAGUAUACAAUCGAUCAAUCAUGCGUCCGGUGUAUGACUUCUCUUUCAGUCGUGCUAGAUCCGGUACACUUUCCUUCUAUGCUCGUCGUCGUCCAUGGAGAGAGCUAUUGGCCCACCCCUCUUCCUAUACCUUACCCAUUUCUAUCACCGAUUUCGCAUCUCGGUUCAAGAGAAACCUCUUCUACUUUCGGGUCAACUAUGCCAUGGCUGUAUUGGUUAUACUCUUCUUAAGCCUUUUAUGGCAUCCGAUAUCAAUGAUUGUCUUCAUAAUUGUCUCUGUCGCUUGGUUUUUCCUAUACUUCCAUCCCGAUGAACCGUUGAUGGUUUUUAGCCGUAUGAUUGAUGAUAGGAUUGUUCUGGUUGUUCUCGGAGUUGUUACGGUGGUGAGCUUGGUGCUUACUAGCGUUUGGUUGAAUGUGUUGGUUUCGAUUUUGGUAGGGAUGGUGUUAAUUCUUUUGCAUGCAACGUUUAGAAUUACAGAGGAUUUGUUUCUUGAAGAGGAUGAGGCUGCGGAUGGUGGAUUGCACUCUUUUGUUGGUACCUCCGUAUGAUAUGAAGCUAAAAUAUGAACAAAUCUGGAAAAUGUAGCCAAAUGUUACUGUUAAAUUGAAGCAGAAGGAGCAAUGGGUUUUAAGGGCAUUAAGCUAGUCCAAAAUUUAAAGCUUUAUUCUACCGCCGUGAAUGGCUCUUGUUUACAUUUUUCCGGCAAUCAAAUGGAGAAAUGAGACACAAAUUAUUUGGAAUGGUUCGUUGUAUUAUCUGCUUCUGUUAUCUAGUUAUGACUGAACUCGUUGGCUCGAUAUACAUUAAGCCAUUAGGUUACUUGAGUUUUUCAUGACAAUCAUAGGUUAUAUGAAUGUCUAUAUCUGUCUCACUAUAUUCAAUUUGAUUUGUAUAGAACAUUGUUCAAAUGUUUUUACGAUCACAA